This is a messenger RNA of Rubroshorea leprosula, 798 nucleotides long. The record is from the annotation of a GenBank genome assembly. Lineage: Eukaryota; Viridiplantae; Streptophyta; Magnoliopsida; Malvales; Dipterocarpaceae.
ACUGAUGGCUUCCAUUUCUCCUUAUUUUCUCUACCUUAUGCUGCUAUGCCUGUUGCCAAUUUCUAUCAUAGCUCAAAAUAUAACACUAGCUAUGCUUGACACUGGAAACUUUGGGCUGGCAUGCCAGGACUCCACCAACUUGUGGGAAAGUUUUGAUCAUCCAACUGACACAAUAUUACCCACACAAAAAUUAAAUGUGAACAGCAGCCUUUUUGGUUGUUAUGCAGAAAUGAAUUACUCAAGUGGAAGAUUUAUGAUGCAGUUACUAUCAAAUGGAAAUCUUGUUGUCUUUAACCAGUCUGGCUACAUCUACCUAGAAGCUAAAAAUGGAAGCAUAAUCAGCUUUAUAGCAGUAAUGGAGCAUCCACUGGAUAUUUGCACGAGCAUUAGACAAGCCACAGGUGGUGGGGCUUGUGGGUUCAACAGCUACUGUAUUCUAGCAAAUGAUCAGAGACCUAAAUGCAUGUGCCCGCCUGGAUACUCAUUCUUGGAUCCAGAUGAUGACAUGAAUGGAUGCAAGCAGGAUUUUGUCUCAGAAGAGUGUGAUGGGGGCCAAGAUGCAGAUCUUUUCUAUUUCCAGGAUAUGCCAACACAAAAAUUGGCCUGACUCAGGUUACAAAUAUUUUCAACCAGUUACUGAGGAUUGGUGCAGACAGGUAUGCUUGAUUGACUGCUUUUGCGUAGUAGCAAUCUUUAGAAACAGUAACUGUUGGUUCAAGAAAAUUCCUCUCUCAAAUGGGUUGUUUGAUAGUAGUGUUGGAGGGAAGGCGCUAGUCAAAAUAAGAAAAACAACCCUAU